UCAUCGUGACCAAGUUUCCUAUGUAGAUUCCAUCCUGUUGGACACUGAUUGGACCUUGCUCAUGCAAAACGGUGUGGGAUUAAUUCAUGCAAGAAACGGAAAUCAUUAUCUCAAAGGCACUUGAACAGUUCGUCGCAGAAAAAUCAUCACUACUGCCGCCACCACUCUUUUGUAGCAAACAUUAAAUUUGGUGAUCUCUCUCAAUUUGGAAUUCCUCGUCCAAAUAAGGGACCAUUCUAUCUGAAGGAAGCUGCUGGUAGGUCUCCAAUUCUUGAUGUUGGAACCAUUGCCAUGAUUAAAGACGGUGCAAUCAAGGUUAUCUCUUCUCAUAUAAUGAGAAUUGAGAACAACAAAGUGAUAUUUGGAAACAAGACGGAGAAGGAAUUUAAUGCAAUUGUGUUUGCCACUGGAUAUAAAAGCGUAGCUAACAAAUGGUUGAAGGAUAAUUACAAGAAUGUUCUAAACGAAGAUGGAAUGCCAAAGAAUGCAUUUUCAAUGCCUUUUACCUUGAAAACUAUUAUAUGCAGUCAUCUUGAAGGAAUUAAUAAUCUUCCCAUUUUGAUAUAAGGUGAAUAGCCUUUUAUCUUUACUACUUUAGAGUUUCCAGUCUCUCACUGAUUGUCUUGAAUUAGGUACCCAGGUAAAACCCGGAAGGAAGUUGCGAAUGCAUGUCCAUUCUGUUCAGGAAAUUGCAAUUGCAAAGCCUGCUUGAGGGAGGUUCCAGUG
Molecule: messenger RNA, 726 nt
Organism: Arachis duranensis
Lineage: Eukaryota; Viridiplantae; Streptophyta; Magnoliopsida; Fabales; Fabaceae
Product: probable indole-3-pyruvate monooxygenase YUCCA11
Exons: 4
Coding region: 292-567 (91 amino acids)
Source: RefSeq, a predicted model, not a curated record